Molecule: messenger RNA, 423 nt
Organism: Zea mays
Lineage: Eukaryota; Viridiplantae; Streptophyta; Magnoliopsida; Poales; Poaceae
Product: 40S ribosomal protein S30-like
Exons: 2
Coding region: 95-283 (62 amino acids)
Biological process (GO): translation
Cellular component (GO): ribosome; cytosolic small ribosomal subunit
Molecular function (GO): structural constituent of ribosome
Source: RefSeq, marked validated
GCAGCAGCAGCAGCCGCCGACGCCGACGUAAAAGCCCGAGUCGCUCGUCUCUUCCCAGAUCCUCCGAGCACAACAGCUCUCCGUCGCCGUCGCCAUGGGUAAGGUUCACGGAUCGCUUGCCCGCGCGGGGAAGGUGCGUGGGCAGACGCCCAAGGUGGCGAAGCAGGACAAGAAGAAGAAGCCCCGCGGCCGCGCGUACAAGCGCAUGCAGUACAACCGCCGCUUCGUCACCGCCGUCGUCGGAUUCGGCAAGAAACGCGGCCCCAACUCCUCGGAGAAGUAGAUAUAGCCAUGUCUUUGUGUUUUGGUCCCCCACUAGUUUCCUUGUACUGAUGGCAAGUUGCUGAAGACUUAUAUGCUAUUAUUAUCUGUAUCGAUGUGUUACUGCAACACUAUGAAAUAUGGUAUGCAUCGUUGAGCUAA